GAGUGUGACAACCCGGCAUAUAUUUUUUUGAAAAGAUCGGCUUCUUGGUCACUUGCCCUCUAACAUUAAAAUAACAGCGAUGAGUUUGUCGUUGAGGACUGAACUUGCUGCCGACAGAACAAAGAGGAAAAAGAGGAGAGAGCUGACCGAGGAACAGAAGCAAGAAGUAAAAGAGGCAUUUGAACUCUUUGACACUGACAAAGACAAAGAAAUAGAUUAUCAUGAAUUAAAGGUUGCAAUGAGAGCAUUGGGCUUUGACGUAAAGAAAGCAGAGGUGUUGAAAAUACUGAAGGAAUAUGAUCGUGAAGGGAGGGGGAAAAUUACGUUUGAAGACUUCAGUGAAGUAGUCACAGACCGGAUUCUGGACAGAGAUCCACGGGAGGAGAUUUUGAAAGCGUUCAAGCUGUUCGAUGAUGAUGACUCCGGGAAGAUAAGCCUUCGGAACCUGCGGAGAGUGGCCAGGGAACUGGGCGAGAACAUGAGCGAUGACGAACUCCGUGCCAUGAUCGAUGAGUUUGACACAGAUGGGGACGGAGAGAUAAGCCAAGAAGAGUUCAUUUCAAUCAUGACAGGAGACUCAUAAGAAAGGAUUUCUGUUCGAAGACAAUGCUGAUGCAAAUUGGACCGGUGUGUUUGCUGGUUUUACUUAAGCACCAGGCAGGAAAACCAUUACAUUCACAGUGAGAAUUUAUAUGAUGAACAUUUCUCAACUGUUGGGAUGGUAUACUUCACCACUAACCACAAGCACAGUUUUAGCUUUUUAUUAUCAUAACACCACAACCAAAAGUUCCAUCAGUGCUCUAAGAGUGUGUUUUCCCAGUUUUUCAGUGGGAAAAAUGAAAUUAUAUUUGCCCAUAACUAAGGAGUUAUAGAUCACAAUGAUCACAUUUAAUUGUCAUUUUACCUUGCAUUGUGCCCCGGAAUGCUUGACAAUGAUAAAAUGAAUGUUAUUCAGGUUUUUAUUUUGUGGAGAAGAAUAUACAAGAUUGAACAAUUCAAUAGUGUAAUGAUUCACAUUUCUGUAAAUUUCAUCUUCAUACCCUGAAAACCCCCAGACUCACUGGAUACCUUCCUAUGCAAAAGCAAAACUCAAUGAUUUUCCUGCUUAUUUUAUACACAAAUGUUAG
Molecule: messenger RNA, 1127 nt
Organism: Megalops cyprinoides (Indo-Pacific tarpon)
Lineage: Eukaryota; Metazoa; Chordata; Actinopteri; Elopiformes; Megalopidae
Gene: cetn3
Product: centrin 3
Exons: 5
Coding region: 80-583 (167 amino acids)
Biological process (GO): spindle pole body duplication
Cellular component (GO): microtubule organizing center
Molecular function (GO): calcium ion binding; microtubule binding
Source: RefSeq, a predicted model, not a curated record